AAACCCGAUUGAAGGCAUUCGUAGUUGUCAGCACGGAUUGGUUUGCCAUGGACCAACCAAAUUACUAACCCGUUUAAAUGCAAAAAAAUCGAAUGGCUGUAUGAUUUCGACCGCUGUGUCCCGGGCUGAUUAGGCUGCUAAUAACUGCUUGUUUUCGGCUGCUGUGAGGAAACAUGAUCUCUGGCUCGACAAGCCUUAGCUAACGUUAGCUAAAGGGAAUCUCAAACAAAGGGCGGGUUGAAAAAGCCAACGUGCUCCCAUCAGUAGACGUCGACUAGCAAAUGAUCAUUAUCAUUAGCUGACCACAUAAUGAACCACCGUCUAAAGAGAGAUUUGUGAAAAUAACAAGCCAUGGAGCAGUACACCACUGCCACCACUUCCACUGGGGAGCAAAUCGUUGUGCAGACUUCCAAUGGACAGAUCCAACAGCAGACACAGGGCACAGUGACGGCUGUGCAGCUGCAAACAGAGGCGCCAGUGGUGACGGCCUCAGGCCAGCAGGUGCAGACACUCCAGGUAGUCCAGGGACAGCCUCUGAUGGUCCAGGUGAGCGGCGGGCAGCUCAUUACAUCAUCAGGGCAACCCAUAAUGGUGCAGGCCAUGUCUGGGGGUCAGGGUCAAACCAUAAUGCAGGUCCCUGUGUCUGGAGCUCAAGGGUUACAGCAGAUCCAGCUGGUACAGCCGGGUCAGAUCCAGCUGCAGGGUGGUCAGACUCUCCAGCUGCAGGGCCAGCAGGGUCAGCCCCAGCAGAUCAUCAUCCAGCAGCCCCAGACAGCCAUCACCGCUGGACAGAACCAGGGGCAGCAGAUCAGUGUGCAGGGCCAACAGGUGGCACAGACGGCUGACGGACAGACCAUUGUCUACCAGCCUGUCAAUGCAGAUGGCACUGUCCUGCAGCAGGGAAUGAUCACAAUUCCGGCUUCCAGCUUGGCCGGCGCCCAGAUUGUGCAGGCAGGCGGUGCCAACACAAACACUACUAAUAGCGGCCAAGGCACUGUGACCGUCACCCUGCCCGUUUCCGGUAACAUGGUCAAUGCAGGUGGAAUGGUCAUGGUAAGACCCUGUGCAGAGAUGGUGCCUGGCGGUGGCGCAGUUCCUACAAUGCAGCGUAUCCCCCUGCCAGGGGCAGAAAUGCUCGAGGAGGAACCUCUGUACGUCAAUGCCAAACAGUACCAUCGCAUCCUGAAGAGAAGACAAGCUAGAGCCAAGCUCGAAGCUGAGGGCAAAAUCCCCAAGGAAAGGAGGCAGAAAUACCUUCACGAGUCUCGCCACCGCCACGCCAUGCAGCGCAAGCGAGGAGAUGGAGGCCGUUUCUUUUCACCAAAGGACAAGGAAGAAAUGGCUUUGGCUCUUGCACAGCAACAGCAGGAGGCGGCCCAGGCAGCAGGAGAGGAGACGGUGGCUCAGAUGAUCCGAGUCUCAUAGUACUUUGGCCGACACAUCUGUCUGUGAACUCUGCGCUGCCGGAAACUAUUCAUCCCAGCUAACCUGAUCUGCCACACCUUCUCCUCUCACUUUUACUUUCUCCUGCCUGAUUGUCAUAUGCCAAACGCCAGCGCCACCACUGGAUUUCUUCUGAUAUCUCUCCUCUCUUACACUGGUCUUCCAGGGAGCUGACUGUGUGGCUGCUCAGCCUGUGGACUGGUCUUCUUCUUCUUUGAGAGAGAAGUGUCCUUUCCUUCUCCGCCUAUCUGGUUAAGUUUCAUGACCAGGUUUUAAUAUUCAUAAGGAUUUGUUUGGACUAUUGAAGCAUGAAAUCAUGUGUAACUAGGGCUAAUCACACUUCAAAUAACAUCUGUGAAGCCUUGUUGGACCCUGCUAGCAAAUCCAAUUUACUAUCAGUGAGUAAUUAUUGCGUUAAAGAUUUUGUAAAUGGUACAGAUUGUUUUGAGACACUUAUUAAGCAUUGUUGUCUUUAAGCUUUUAUGUGAUGUCCUGAAUUUUCCUUUUUCCUUCCUUUUUUUGAACCCAUUGACGGUGGGGGACGGACUCAGCAUCAUAAGUCCAACCUGUUUCCACUGAGAAAAAAACGAACGAAGUGAACUAAUGUGAACAUAUUGUACAGAAAUCCCCCCCCCCCCCCAGUGUAUCUGGUGUAACUAGUUUGCCCAUUUAUGUGGAUGACUUUUAUACAGUUAGUGAUUAGACAGUGUUUGUAGGAAAAAAAUGACUCAAUGUGUAAUUACAUUACACAUUAUAUCCAUGUAGUAACUUCUUCAUUGGUCUCAGUUUGUUUUUUCAUUGUAGAUAAUAGAUUUUUUGUACCCAUCCAAUGCAGUACUGCAAUGUUUUGGUUUUUUUUAUAAUGGAAAAAAGGGUUAGAUAUUCAUGAAACCUAUGUCCAUUAAAUGUUAAGUGACUCAA
This is a messenger RNA of Eleginops maclovinus (Patagonian blennie), 2364 nucleotides long. It is a transcript of the gene nfyal, whose product is annotated as nuclear transcription factor Y, alpha, like. Gene Ontology annotation, biological process: regulation of transcription by RNA polymerase II. The transcript is spliced from 10 exons. Gene Ontology annotation, cellular component: CCAAT-binding factor complex. Bases 352 to 1425 code for a protein of 357 amino acids. The record is from RefSeq and is a predicted model, not a curated record. Gene Ontology annotation, molecular function: DNA-binding transcription factor activity, RNA polymerase II-specific; DNA binding. Lineage: Eukaryota; Metazoa; Chordata; Actinopteri; Perciformes; Eleginopidae.